This is a messenger RNA of Amoebophrya sp. A25, 6851 nucleotides long. NCBI's taxonomy places the organism in Eukaryota, Dinophyceae, Syndiniales, Amoebophryaceae. The record is from the annotation of a GenBank genome assembly.
AUGAACGAAAACCCACCAUCAUCGACGCCCAGUCCUGGGGCUCCGGGGUCGCAGUACGAUCAUUACACGUUGCAGUCGUUGCUCGAGUUGGCGAGGUACUGCGCUGGUAGAUAGGACAACACAACUAUAACGUGAUUUUGUUGGUCUUUUUGUUUCUCAACCUUAUAUAAUGUAUAUAAUCUGAAGACUUAUCUUUCCAUAGAUUCAAAUCGUGGGCUCGCGGCCACGUGCGCUUCUUAAUGAAUGAAAAUUGCAUGAGUCAGAGUCUCAUGCAUUUCAUUGAACUGUUGCCCGGAUUCAUAGUAUGUUCGUUAGAAUGUUGUUGAUUUUUUCCUGCAUCAACCAAAUAAGCUUACGUGGACUGACGGUAGAUGACACUUGGCCGAAGGCAGUGGUCGCGCGACUCCUCGAGGCUUGGGAUGUUGGCGAGGAUAGGGGUCGACGCCGUGCGCAACAACAGCAGGAGGAGAAUACUGGAGAUAUCGAGUGCACUAAGGCCGAGCAGACGUCGGUAACGCCUCCUCCUCUCGACAGCCGGAGGACAUUGAGUAAGUCACGGGGCCUUAGUGGUGAAAUGCGGCCCUCUCGCGCAUCACUUCUUCCUUCGGAACGCUGCUAUAUUGUGGAUGAACGCGGUCGGCGGCAGCUGCUAGAGAAACAGCCGGUUCCCAUACGUAGGGAUAGCCUCUCCGCAGGAGUGGCCUUGCAGGGACAGGAAGCAGAUCCCCUAGUUGUACUAAGGCAUCUUCGUGAUAUCGAAGGCUACAUGGGUGUCGACAUUGGAGGGACACUUGCAAAAUUGGUAUCACUUAUGAUUCAGUACAUGUAGUACCAAUAGGAGAAGAAGAGGAAGAAGACCAGUCAAUCAUGUCAUAAAGUUUCUUUUUUGGACCACUUUUAAGAUCAGCGCAUUUUUCUGCAUCGCAGGGUCGGUUUGGUUGAAACUUGCGUAAGUAUAUAUUUGCCUUGUUUUCAUCUGCUGAGUAAUAAAUAACUUGUCUGCUGCUCUGCAUUCAUGGCGAAGCUUUUCCGUGCUCCAUGCUUUUUUACUACUUUUCUCAGUUUCGUUUAAAUCACAAGGUCCUUCUCAUGCCCGCUGAAGCGGCAGAGCGAUUCACAUUUCCGAGUGGCGUCGGGCGGACGGGAAUCGUUCAUUAUCAACUGGAUGUCGAAGUUACGGCCGGGGAUCUAGAAGGCUUGCUUCCACUCGAGGGAGAUGAGCAUGAAGCGGAUUCACAGUUUUCUGAGGAUGUUGCCGAUGAAGCUUCUGACGCGAGCUCCUGCUUGACGACUCCUGCCGACGAAGACCUUUUACUUGCUCAGGAAGAAACUCAAGGUCAGACUCGACGAGAUAAUCCGUCGUAUGAAGUAAACGCACCAACAACAAAAACGCAUCAAGUAGACGAUGGAAACCGGUAUGCUCACCCGAUGAAGGGAGUAGACCUAAAACCUGCAGUGGGAGCACAUUUAGCAACGGCUGCUAGUGGCGCUUUAACGGCGAGUUAUACAGCGGAUAUGCGCGUGGCUAACCAUUUGUUUGCAGACGCGACACUCCAUCAGCAAGCUCCGAAGAGUCCUAGGGACGGACAUGACGCUCCAAAAAGCAGUGGCCGACAGCCGACGAGACAGAAGAAAUGUUUCGCGUCUCCCCACCUUGAGCAAGAAAACUCGUCGUCCGCCAGUAAAGAUCCCAAGCAUUCCUCGAUCCUUAAAGCCUGCGGUGAUGCUCAACACCCCUUUCCCGGAAAUCUAGUUCAUAAAAGCAUGCCAUUAUUUUCGGGGGCAAAUCCUCAAGUCGGUGGGUCGUCGGGAAGUCGUGUCUAUCAUCCUGACAAAUCGCUGCCUUUGGUAGAAGCUGCAGGCCCUUUCGGCGUUGGGGUGUCGGUGUCACGCAGCCAGCGAGACGCGUCAGUUGGACACAAGCAAAUAGGGUCAGCGGCGGGCACAGAGAGCGCGUCGCUCGAGGAGACUCAAUUAUCUGCCACGAGGCACGUCCAUAGUGCAGGCGCAAGGGGCGACUUUCUCUCUGCUUCAAGUGUCGUGCCUGCGGUUCUGUUGGAGAACCGCUUAGCUGCUGGCAGCGUCUACUUUCAUCGAAACUCGCGACUACCCCCAACAGCAGCUCGGCGCCGCAGUCACUUACUGCGACAGGGACUCCGGCGCGGGUCACGGGCACUAGAUUCCGCAGGUGACGAGCAUUACCCACCUCCUGGUGGGCAUUAUUACACUGGUGGCAGAAAGAUGGACCACCUUGCAGGUAGAACGGGGGGCCAUCAUGCAGAUCAUCACACGCUGCUGGACGAAACGGGUGCGGCCGUGUCACGUCGAGGCGGCAUGAGUCCCGUGAUCUCCAAACGAAGUGUGUCGCUGGACCCCGCCGUACACCAGCGGCCGCGCAGCGCCAGUACCUCACGAGAAGCACGUCUCACGAAAAGCAUAUCGUCGAAAAGCCUUCGGCAAAAGAGUCCGGAUAUUAUGAAGGAACCUUUACUAGUAGGGCAGAAAAGCCAGACGUGGCACAGUAGUCGCGCUUCUAGCUGCUCGCAACUGUCACCAGGGACGGUCGCUGGCGCUAUCAUCUCCACGGACCUCGACAGAGCACUUCAUCCCAGUGUCUCCCCUCCCAAGCAGCCACAUCAAGGAUCGCUCGAGCUACCUGCUCAAAAGACAAGUACUACGUCCUCACGUAGUUGUACAACAACAACUAGUUCAGCGCCAGGCAAGAGAAAUUUACAAAAGCAGCCACCCGGACGUGUUGCUGGGUUAUUGCUUCCUCGGGAGGAACGUGGCUUAUCGGGUUCAAAUGCGUCUGUAUCCGGCCAAGAAAGUGAUCAGCAGGAAGAUCAUGUGACCUCUGGGCUCUCCAGCCACGAAGGUUCGACCAGAAUUGCGGGUUUUAAUAUCGAAGCGAAGCGAAUCAGCCACCCACAGGCGAAAAAGUUCGCACUUUGGACGACGAGAAGUAACACUGUGGAGUGGCUAGCAUAUCCAUUUUCCUCGCGUAUUCCAUACCAUGACGACUCGCAGCAGCUUCGAGAAGGUCUUCAAUCCAUGUCGGAAUCCCUGGCAGAAGCGCCCCUUGACGAAAUGCGUAUUGCUUUAGAGGAAGGGAGGCAAGAAACUGCCGAGUCAGACCUAGAUGCACCGACGAAAUUGAACUCAUUACAGGACAGUCCUGGAGGACGCGCAGGAGUCGGGAUGAGUUCUUCCUCACCUCAUUCGUUCACUGAUGCUGGCACGUCGUUUCUAUCCUCAGAAGUAGAUUCUAGAAGCGAACAGUACGUGCUGAGAGCUGCCCUAUCGCCUCCUAGGGAGUACUCGGCGAAAGAUCAUGCACUACUAGAGCAACAAAAAGAUCAUGAGGGAGCAACUCAUCUAGUAGUGUCUCAAAGUCUCCAUGAGACUCCACUCGGUGUUGGCGACACUGCGUUUCUUCCACCAUCGAGAGGGUCCCAUAAGUCGUCGUAUUGCUCAGCUUCGUCUCAGGGACCUUUUCCCACGGUAGUUGGAUUUGCAGAACAGGGUGAUAUUGAUACAGCACUUGUUGGCAAGCCGUGCCUUGACCCCUCAAGAAUAGGCGCAGACGUAAGUGAGAAACUAGCAGCAGGAUCAUCGAGUGGGACAAGUGGGGUAGACGGGCCUGUCGCAGAGAUGAAAAGCACCCGGUACGUGAUGCGGUUUAUUUCUGGUUCCACCCAGGGCUUGGAGAGAGUCGUGUCAGCGUUGAAGACUCUCGCACCUUUUCAGCACGCAGAACCCCGCAAAGUGGCCGUUGCGGGUGGAGGUGCCCACAAGUACCGCGCUCUCUUCAAGGAGGCUCUAAACCUUGAAUUUGAGGCCUAUCGGGAGAUGCAGAGCAUCGUAGAGGGUCUCCGUUUUGUUCUCGAGCGGCCGCACAUUUUUCGUGACGAGAUUCUCUUAAUAGGCGAGAACGGCGAGGAGCGUCCCUUCGAUCCCGACGACGACCAGGACGAUUUAGUGGUCGAAGAGGUGGACGAGGUGGCUGAAUUACAAGAAGACGAGGAGGACGACGAAGAGGCUGUGACAGGGAGUCCCGUGCGAGAGCCAGCCUAUGAAGAUGUCAACGCGGAAAGUGGACUGGAAUACUCGGCUGUGCCUCGAGCGGAGCGUCAGGUCCAGGAGCGAGCCGGAAGCAUAUCCACUACUCCCCUAGCGGUACCUUAUGGCAAAAUUGACACGGCGGGGGGAGCGGCCACCUUUGCGUCUUCAGCGACAUCUUCAACCUCGACGAGUGAGAGUGAGAAGCAAGUUUGGUCUUCGGGUAUGCCUUUUAUUGAGGUCGAUUCCGCGACGACAUCAGCGAGCCUAGCGAGGACAGUGCCCCAUCUGUCUGGUGUAGAAAAGAAACUUAGUCAUCGUGACCUGCGAUUCGCCGGCUGUGUAGAAAACGACGACUUAUCUUUGUCCGAUCUAUCACAAGGACCUCCGACCGGAACAACAGCAAGCGACUUGAAUUCUGAGCAAGCACUAAGCACGACACCGGUGGGGACGAUAAAUCGCUUGGCAAGUCGUGCUGACCUCCUGGGUGGAGUUAGUACCGCAAAGAACAAUAAUGUUGUGACGGCGACGUCGCUACUCGUGCCUGAUUUUAUUCAAGUAGCUGGAAUAGAAGGUACCAACAAGAACAAAAAUAUGGAGUCAUCUUCACUAGCUGUGACAAAGCCGAGCCCGACAAGCUCAUCAUCAAGCAGGACUCCAUGCCCGCGGCGUAAGAAGACAGGACCGCAGAAGGCAAGUUCAACGGUUGAAAAAACGCAGGCUAUGAAAAAGACAUCAUCUUCCAACAGCCUCGUCAAUGUCACAAAAACCGAAGACAACAAUAUCAAAGUUGCACUGAACCCUGAGAGGACAGUCUCGUCGUCCUCUGCCGGAAGCGAGAAUAUUAUCGCAGACUCCACGUCCACCCAGGUUAAUAGACCGACGGGGGAAGCACAAUUCCAAGAUGGUGGCCAAAAACGCCCGAUGGAUCCAUCACGGAAGCGUUCUACAGAAUCGCUCAAAGCAGGCUCAUCGAACACGCACCCCUUCUGGGAGGAAGCGUUCUUGUUGGUGAAUCUGGGGAGUGGUGUGUCGAUUCUGCACGUGACGCCUGACUCCUUUGCGCGUGUCGGUGGUACCGGUUGCGGCGGAGGUACUUUCUUGGGUCUCACCCGACUGCUAUGCGGAACCACUGACUUUGCGGACGCUCUGGAGCUUGCCAUGCAGGGUAAUGCAGACAACGUGGACACGCUUGUGCAAGAUAUUUACGGCGCCGCAGGCUCAGCGAAUCUAGGCUUGCCGGGCAACUUGACGGCCAGUAACUUCGGCAAGGUAGGAACGCAGGAAUCAUUGCACUUUGCGACUGGUGAAUUCAGUACCUGUACGCCAGAAGGAGCUGGUCGAACGGAGCAAGGACUCGACGCUUCUAGAACACACCACAUCGACCAGCUGCAUGCUCCCGUGUCGUCAGGGGUGCAGCCAUCUGCAUUUGCCAAGAUGCCGGAGAGAAAAGACCUCGCGCGCGCAGUGCUGCAGAUGGUCACACAGCAGGUCGCCGUCUUAGCGUUGGCCUAUUCACAGUCUUUGUUGGUGCGGCAUAUUAUUUUCGUGGGUGGCUUCUUUGAGAAAAAUCACCUUGCGAAAGCUGCGGUCUCUAGAACCAUGAAUAACUUGAACAAACGAGCUUUUUUUGUUCGACACAGCGACUUUCUCGGAGCAAUAGGGAGUCUCGCAUAUUCCAUGAAACUCAUGGCUGCAGGCGGCGUAGUACCUCCGACGAGUACAACAGGAUCACCAGCCACUGCUUCAGCACACCCACCUGAAGAAAAUGCAAAAGCUACAGCCUCUGCAUCAGCUAGUUCAACUGGUGGCGCCAGUCCAGACACGGCCACCUACAAGAGCGAUGAAAAGCGAAACCCCUUGUGAGAUGCACAGCCCAGUGCAAACGUAACGGCUUCAUUACGAUCAGCUCCCACCCUUAUAAGUAAAAGUAUAUAGAAAGUACCCGCGUUGUUCCCGUCGCGUUGUUUUUCCUCCACAAGCAACAACAGAACUAAACCAAGUACUUUCUGUUCGAUAGGCGUUGCCAUGCUCAGAUCCAGCAUUCUUUAAUGUCGAACUCAAAAUUGUGCUUGUUCUUGACUUUUUGCUUGUCGUCGAUACAUAUGUUUUCACAGUAUCUUCCAUGUGCAUGUCAUUUUUUUACAAUUAAUCGUAACCUUCCAUACUCAGUGCCAGUCGUAGCAGCAGGGCAACAAGGGAAAUAUUGACCGUCGUGGGUCGCUUUCUUCUCAUUCGCUUUUGACGCCCGCAUAGUUUUUCAAAUUCGCCACACCUUAUCUUUGUCAAAGUUGUGCGUGGUUGUUCUCGAAGAUACUUUUACUUCUAUCGUACCGUCUGCUUUGUCUACGUACUUCAUGUUGCUCUGUGCGUGUUGUGAUUUCGUCGAUAUUCCAAACGUAGUGCUGUGGCGGAAGCGGUUCGCUGUGCGUUUUUUUCGCAGUGUUCAGUAAGCUUCGUGCAAUCUUCUCAAGGAUAUUUCCAUUUUUUUCCGCAAUAGAUCUAGAUCUUUGACAUUUUCCGCCAGUGUAACUAUGAUUAUACCCGCCAAUUUAGAUGUUUGAGUUAUUUGUGGAAUUAUUCUCUUCGCGCAGCAUCUACCCGAUUCCAAUUGUGGGAUGAAUGGAGUUUUUUUCCCUCACAACUUGCAUGGGUAUUUCUGGUGGUGAAAAACUCGAGUUAUUGAUGUCAAAGAGCAUCGAUCUUGAUUUUUCAAAUGUUCAUCCUCUUCACUUUUAGUUACAUGAAUUAAGGUUUUUGUCUUUCGGACAUUCCUCAUCCUGCCGCGUCAU